CCCAAAAUUAGUGGUGUUCAGUGUUGCGAGAGUUGAAGAUGGAGAUGGAAGGAGGAGAAAAGACGAGAAUUUUUGUUGGAGGAUUGGGGGAGAGCGUGACAAGCGAUGAUCUUCGCAAGGUGUUUGCAUCUUAUGGUGGGAUCGAAGCCUUAGACAUCAUAAGGACCAAAGGCCGCAGCUUUGCCUACUUAGACUUCUCUCCCUCUUCCGACAAAUCUCUUCCCAAGCUCUUCAGCACGUAUAAUGGGUGUGUCUGGAAGGGUGCAAGGCUGCGGCUUGAAAAGGCAAAAGAAGAUUAUCUUACUAGCUUGAAACGAGAGUGGGCUGAAGAUGUUCAAGUGGAAGUUGACAAAUCUACCAACGCCAUUGAUGGAGAUAAGAAUACAAACUUUGGGGAAAAACUCAGGAAAUGUCCAGAGUUGGAAAAGAAACAGCUUCACUUUUUCUUCCCUAAACUGGGAAAGGUGAAAUCACUUCCCUUCAGCGGAACUGGAAAGCACAAAUACAGUUUCAAGCGUGUUGAAGUUCCUUCUCUCCCAAUGUAUUUCUGUGAUUGUGAGGAACAUUCUGGUAUUCCUCAGUCUGCUGAAGAAAGACGAAAUUCUGAGCUGGAUGUGCACAGCGGGGUGUUGAAUGAGGAAGAGCUUAAUAUUAUGGACUCCGUGAUGGACAAGCUAUUCGCAAGAGAAAGUCUUAAAAAGAAUGUGCUUAGUGGGAAUGAACUGAUCGAUCAGGGAGAGCAUUCCGUCAAAAUGAAUGGUGCUCAGAGACUUGAUGAUAACGAAGUGUACAGUUCUGCAGAGGAUGAUAAUCUCAUCCUUAAUGUAGUGAUGAGGGCAGCUAACAGAGUGGGUUCAUCGGAUAGUCAGAAACAAGAAACAUUCUUGGAUAAUCAGAAAGCAAGAUUCAAUAAGAAGCGACACUCAAAAGAUGAUCCUACUCAUAAUGAGCAUAAAAUACAGAAACGAAGAACUUUACCCGCUAAUAAGGAGAGGAAAUCCCUUCACAAAGAAAUUGAUGGAGAUCAAUAUACAUGUGCAAUUCCUGGAGGCAAGUCAAAUUUGCUAACUCAAACGAAUGGUUCAUUGAAACUGUUGAACACUUCUCCGACUGAGAAGAGAAUAUCAUCUCUUCAUGAAAAAGCAGAUAAAUUUGGGUCUACUGUUUUGGAAGAGGAGGAGAAUUUGCAAAAUCACUCAAGUGGCUCAAAAGAAAUAAUGGAGGCUCAACCUGUGGAGCAUCAAUCAGGUGUCAAAUCAUCUACCAAUCUAUCAUGGUCUGAAAAUCAUUCAGUUAGUGAUGGGGGCAAAAGUGCUUUCAGCGUCUCACAUUUAUUGCCUGGCAAUUCUUCUUUAAAUGAAAAGCAGCUCAUAUCCGACGACAUUCUCUACUCCACUGAGAAGCAGAUCUUGGAAAGGAAUGAAAAGCCGCAACUUCAAUCAGAGAACAGAGAAGUGGAGGACCUAGGCCAAACAGGAAAAUUAGUGGCAGUGAAGGGGCUCGCAGAUACUCAGACUUCCCAACCUAGCGCUGAAUGGAAUAAGUCAGGCAGGGGUGCUGCAUGGUGCAACAAAAAGUCAUGGACACAAUUGAUUGGUGAGAGUAAGAGCAGUUCAUUCAGUAUCACACAACUUGUGCCUGCUAUUACUUUCACGAAACAAGAGCCAAAAACACUUGGCAAUAUGGGUGCUGUAAACUCUAAUGGUAGCACAGCUAGCAAUUUAGCAAAUGAGGAUACAAAUGAACAUGCCAGAAAGGGGUCUAUUGCUCCUGCAGUUGUGAAAGAAGGUGAUGAUGUAACAAGCACUUUGGUAAAAGAUCAGCGGGUUCCUGCACAUGAAAAUAAGGCUUCUGCCUCAAAAGUAGGGAAACCACACAACUUUGUGCCAAAGCAAACAUCUGCCGUAGAUGUUAGCAUUGGCGAAACUUGCUUGUUUAUGAGGAGUGAUGCUUCCUUAAAAGAGUGGGCAAAAGCUAAAGCAGCAAUAAGUGGGUCACGCAAGAGGAGAGGUAAUAACAAGUAGUUCCCUUUAGUCAUGAACAAUGCAUUGAAAUAGGGAUGUCUACUUUGUUCAAUAAUGGAGUCUAAUGCUGUAAAUGCAGCAUUAAUAGCUUAAACUUAAUGCUGCUUUGGAUCUCCGUUUGUUUUUCGUUUGUUCCACCUCAGGCUACUUCUUCUUUUCACACAGAGUUGGUUAUAUGGUAUUUAAUGCGAAAUGUGUUUCAGAAGUUUGGUUUAA
This is a messenger RNA of Tripterygium wilfordii, 2240 nucleotides long. RefSeq lists its product as uncharacterized. Gene Ontology annotation, molecular function: RNA binding. The transcript has 4 exons. Gene Ontology annotation, cellular component: nucleus. The coding region runs from base 39 to 2024 and encodes 661 amino acids. Lineage: Eukaryota; Viridiplantae; Streptophyta; Magnoliopsida; Celastrales; Celastraceae. The record is from RefSeq and is a predicted model, not a curated record.